Molecule: messenger RNA, 1296 nt
Organism: Cladocopium goreaui
Lineage: Eukaryota; Dinophyceae; Suessiales; Symbiodiniaceae
Source: the annotation of a GenBank genome assembly
GAGACAGACCUGUGGAGCUAUUUCCUCUUCCUGAAGUCUUCCAGAGUGGCAACCAUCAAAGGAUUCACGGUUAGCUCUACGUUUUUGGAGACCGUAAGAUUCUGCAAGUUUGUGAUGGGCUUCCAUGACUGCGAUGGCGUUCUCUCUUCUAAGAGACUGAUUGGUUUUUCGGCGCUUGAGAAGAAGGAGAGGGGGCCUUUGAAUCAGGCCCCUCCUCUCGAGGUGCAACACUUGUUGAGGCUGCGUGAGAUUCUGGCUAAGGGAUCUAAUGCGAUUGAUCGGAUUGGUGCAGGUGCUUUCCUGGUUUGCGUCUACUCGCUGGCCCGGUGGAGCGACCUCAGGUAUGUGCAUCACAUCAAAUUUGAUGGGUACAAACGUCAGGCAAGACCUCAGCGGUUGGCCUUCGAAGGAGCAGUUCCUGCUUGGCUGGGUUGGGACCUACCUGCGACUUUGUGUGACCAGGGGUUCAACUUUGAAAGGGUUCCUUUCGGACCUUUGCUGCCUGUUCCCAAGGGCGAAAACGAACGGUACUCAAGACCUUUGGGCGCCAAUGAAGGUGCCAACUGGUUGAGCCUACUCCUGGCGGGAGAUCGCAGCAACAUUCGGCUUGGUUUUCACAGUGUUGCGCGAACACCAGUUCUGGACAAGAGCACUCCAGGGACACCUGGCAUCACUGUGGGCAAGUUGGCGCACGAAGUGCCAGCAGCAGAAUCCGCUGGCCCCCACAACGAGGAGCUGGCUCCCUCUUCAACUCAAAGCUCUGCCAGAGAGGUUGGUUCUCAACCUGUCAAGUUGGAGGAGGACGUGCAAGAGGCUUGUGUGGCUGAGUUUGAGAAGUCCGACUUUGCCAGCUUCCGCGCAGGCUUCGUUCAGAUCGAUAGCUCGUCAGGUAGCUCCUCCUGCAGUUCAAAUGACAGCGCAAGUGAUUCUGACAGUGAUGAUCCAGGUGGAAGUGACCCAAAGGGCUUAAUGCCUGCCGCGGCCUCAGCAUUUAGAGAAGUGAUUCCUGAUGGUCUUGAGUUUGCGUUUCGCAAAAAGAGCAAGAUUUUGCGCAAGAAGAAGGUAGGCGUUGACAAUUUGUUUAAAUUGGCCUUUGCAGUAGGCCAACCGGGUCAGCCAUUGGUUGCUGCAGACGUGGAUGCCUUCCUGGCUACCGCAUUAGCUCACGCACCCACGAUCGCGGAAGGUGCAGCAGUUCGUAGAUUAGCUUUUGAGGCCCAGACGCUCCUGAUUGCCAGCCUGCGUCAACUUGUCGAGCAGCGUGAUGACAUGCCAAGUGGCUUUUCAGCGUGCUGA